UUCCUAAGGACAAAGAAAGAUAAUGGGCUCCCUUGGAGACCUCUUGUGUGAUUCAAAACAUCCAUUGGGGCAUAGAGUUUACAUAUGAAUACAGACGAUCUACAAGGCAAACUCUGAGACUGGAAUAAAGAGGAAAGAAGAAAAAAGAAAGCACACCUCUGAAUUCACCCUUGCCUUUUUGUCUCCGGGAUAACUGAAUUCACAGUGCGGGAUUUUAUCCUCCUACAAACGCUGGCACCUGUGAAUGUUUUCCUUUUCCCUCUUAUAGAUUGGGGUCCCACCCACGGAUUUCUGCAGUGUUUCAUUUAACCACAAGCCACAGGCAUAAUCUAGACCUGCUGGAGUGCAGGAAGCUUUGAGAAGAAAGAAGAAAGCAGGCGCCACACUCAACCUUUCCCCUGGACCGGUCGUUCGUUUACUACUCUUGCGCAUCUUUGGAGCACUCCCGCUCUUUCGGCUCGGGAAUCGAUUGUUCGUGUCUGAGCCUCCCUCACGGAAUACCAGAGCGCUCCCACUCAGCCCAUCGUUUGCUUCUGCCUGAUUCUGCCCUCCGGAUGACGUUAAAGAGGGAUUUUAAUCCUUGGCUCGGCCAGCAGCUGCUUUCUCCUUCGCUAGUUUGCUGCUGCUUCCGUUUCCGGCAACAGCCAGCGACUUUCUACUCUAAGUGCCCAUGGCGGGGAGCCGGCUGGAGACGGUGGGGAGCGUGUUCUCCCGGACCAGGGAUCUGAUGCGGGCUGGGGUGUUGAAGGAGAAGCCACUGUGGUAUGACAUAUACAAGGCCUUUCCACCUCUGAAAGAACCUGUCUUCCGAAGGCCUCGUUUGCGAUAUGGCAAAGCCAAAGCUGACAUCCAGGACAUCUUUUACCGAGAGGAUCAGAUUCGAGCGAAAUUCUUUUCAACCUAUGGAUCUGGUCACAAAGCUAUUGAUCUGUUCAACCCAAACUUCAAGUCUACCUGUCAGCGGUUUGUGGAGAAGUACACAGAGCUGCAGAGUCUUGGAGAAACAGAUGAAGAGAAGUUAUUUGUAGAAACGGGGAAGGCUCUGUUGGCAGAAGGCGUCAUUUUAAGACGAGUAAGAGAAGCAAAGACUGUCAAUGUGAGACUCCAAAGUUCAUCAGAAGGAAAUGACCCUCUGGAAGAAGAUGGCCAGAAGCAGCGUGUGCAGGUGAAACAGGAGCCAGAGACAGCCUCCUCGCCCCCCUGAGGCCCCUCAGUGUACUGAGCGUGCCCACCACCACUGGCCUAAGACGUUUGGACUCUGACGGCCUCUGUCUGUCAGGCCUGUGUGCCUUCUCUUAGUUCCUGUCCCUGGGUUGUUCUAAGUCUCAGUACUGUGGCUUAAAAGUGCCAGUGUUGUGAACUUUUAUUUCAAGACAUGGUUAAAUAAAGGGUUCUCCAAUGCUUCCAAAGUAAA
Rattus norvegicus (Norway rat) is the source of this 1414-nucleotide messenger RNA. The record is from RefSeq and is a predicted model, not a curated record. NCBI's taxonomy places the organism in Eukaryota, Metazoa, Chordata, Mammalia, Rodentia, Muridae.